Molecule: messenger RNA, 3031 nt
Organism: Solea solea (common sole)
Lineage: Eukaryota; Metazoa; Chordata; Actinopteri; Pleuronectiformes; Soleidae
Gene: rhoaa
Product: ras homolog gene family, member Aa
Exons: 5
Coding region: 158-739 (193 amino acids)
Biological process (GO): cell migration; small GTPase-mediated signal transduction; stress fiber assembly
Cellular component (GO): dendritic spine; cleavage furrow
Molecular function (GO): GTPase activity; GTP binding
Source: RefSeq, a predicted model, not a curated record
GCAACAUACGGUGGUGUUAACAUGUUAACGUGUCCAGUUUGACAAGAGGCCAGUUUUCCCGAAAAACUAAGCCAAGUUAGCAAGCUAACAGUUGAGCUUCCUUCAGAUGCCUGAUGCUAGCUGCUAGUUAGCUGUUCUUCCUCUGCUCCACAGUACGAUGGCCGCAAUCAGAAAGAAACUUGUGAUAGUCGGCGAUGGAGCCUGUGGUAAAACCUGUCUCCUCAUAGUCUUCAGCAAAGAUCAGUUCCCCGAGGUUUAUGUGCCCACUGUGUUCGAAAACUAUGUGGCAGACAUUGAGGUGGAUGGUAAACAGGUGGAGCUGGCUCUCUGGGACACAGCGGGUCAGGAGGACUACGAUCGACUGAGGCCUCUCUCCUAUCCAGACACAGACGUCAUUCUCAUGUGUUUCUCCAUCGACAGCCCUGACAGUUUAGAGAAUAUUCCAGAGAAGUGGACUCCUGAGGUCAAGCAUUUUUGCCCCAAUGUGCCCAUUAUUCUUGUGGGAAACAAGAAAGACCUGCGGAACGAUGAGCACACACGUCGAGAGCUAGCUAAGAUGAAACAGGAACCAGUGAAGUCCGAGGAGGCGAGGGACAUGGCCAACCGAAUCAAUGCCUUUGGUUACCUGGAGUGCUCAGCCAAGACGAAGGACGGUGUGAGGGAGGUGUUUGAAAUGGCCACCAGGGCGGCGCUGCAGGCAAAGAGGCGAGGCAAGAAAAGCGGCUGCGUUCUUUUAUAAAGUCAAGCGACGCAGCAGCAGGAGGGAAGGGGGGGAAACAAACAAGGCCAAGAAAAACACACCUUCACUGUGUCUGUUGUCAGUGAGGUGGCCACAGGGAGGAGGGAGAAAAUUCAAACUGGGCUAAAAGAAAAAAAGAAAAGGAAGGUCAAAUGCAACGGAUAUGGGAAUAUAUACAUUUAAGUUCAAGGUUAUUGCUUUUAGCUCUCAAAAUAGAAAUACUGUACUUGUUAAGGAUUAAUUAAAGCUGAAAUUAAGAGAACAUGUCACUCUCUCUCUCAGUGGAGGACGAUGAACCAUAGUUCUACGGUUUGUGGUUGAGAUUAGGGGGCGACAGAUUAUAUUCUUGCCUAACUAACUGUUGGAAAAUUCCAUGGCUUGCAGUGUGACUGUGCUUGUCUUUCAGUUUAGCUCUAACAUUCUUUACAUUUUUCAUUCUCCUUUAUUCCCAAAGUUAGUCCAAACUAACUUAAACAUGGACCUGCUUUUCUUUUCUUUUUCUUUUUUUAAUCACCCUGUAACGUUUGAUUCCAUUUUUUCUUUCAUUUUAAAAAGCUGAGAGUAUGAUUAUUUGCAGUUACAAGUAAAAAAAAAAGGAAAAAUACGCGACUCGAUUUGAGUGUUUUAUAUUCAAAUGUAAAAUACUACUUGUUGAUUGAGCUUAACUUGGCUCGACUGAAAUAAAUUGGAAUGGACACUCCGCACCACGUCGGCUAUGAAGCGGUUAACUUAACAUUAUUGUCCUCAAGACAGUAAUUUACAGAUAUUAUUGGGUCUAAUUUAAUCUCCACAGCAGAGGCCAGUUAUUCUGACUAAAGAAAAUACAUCAUUUAUCUCUAUCUCUUCCAUGUUAACCUGACAAGAUGGGUACAAUUCUAUUGUACUUUCAGCAUUUCUUUUUUCAGCAUAAAUGCUGUUUUCUGUUUUUUUAGCUCUGCAUUUUUUGUGACUGGUAUUUUUUUUAUUUUGAAAAACAUCAUUUUGAAAUAUCAGGCAUAACUUUCAAGGUGCAAAAUGUAAAAAGUGAGCACCAGCAUGUCGGAACAGAACAAGCCCGACCAUGUCCACACAUGUGUUGUUCGCAGGUGUUGUCAGCGCCGAAGGUGAAAGUAAAAGUGGACGGUCACCUUCAGCUCCAUGACUUAAACUAUUUUCUGCCACUUACUGAAUUUUUUUUACUCAUAGCGUCUAUCGCUUCAGCCAAACUGGACCUGGGAACUCAAAGACAUGGGAAGUCCAGUUCACAAAACAUAGUCAACUUGAUGUUAGUUGUUUUUAGAAAUCUUGGGCAGCCAAUGGCCGAUAAUUGAUGCUGAUUUAUGAUUUUUUGUUUUGGCUCAUAUUCAGCCAAUUUUCUUUUUCUCCAUUUGUGGAAAUUAUUGUUAAAUGCUAACAGAUAAUACAAAGAAUUAGGGCUGCAACUAAUUAUUAUUUUCAUACUUAUUUGGUCUGUUAAAUGUCAGAAAAUGUUGUUCAAACCUAGAAAUGAUGUCUUGUUUUGUUCACAAACCAAAAAUGAUUCCGUUUUAAUGAUUUCUUUGUUAUAUGGAGCAAAGAAACAAAAAAAAUCUUCAAGAUUCCCAUAGAAACAAUCCCAAAUGAAUGCAUCAUAUUCAUAAACGGUGUCAAGUGGUUUUCGACAUGUGUUCGGAUGUUAUUGGCAGACAAUAUUUAAGUGAAAAAAAUAUAGUAUAUCAGAAUAUUAUCAGGAAAAUCAGCAUUAUAUCGUUUAGCCCUAUUAUUGAUAGUGCAGGCAGAACACAGUAAUUUUGUGGCACAUCCAUAUUAUUGACACACUGACAUUUUGACAGGCCAAAUGUUGCAUAUUGCACCUUCUAAAAAGUGUUUAAGGGAGGGAAAAGCAAAGUGGAAGAGACUGAAAACAGUAAUUGUGUUAGAGAGGUGAAAACGCACCCCUCUGUGUUUUUAACCCUCUGCUCUUCUGUGGAUGUUAUUUCCACACUCUGUCAUUCCACUCAUACAGCUUUUCUUUUUUCUGCUUUGUUGUAUUUAACUAUGUGAUAUUCUACUGGCUUAUAUAUAUGUUUUAUGUAUUAUUUGCACACAACUUUACACAAAAGGUCAAUGUGGGUAUAUAUAUAUACUGUAUAUACACACACUUGAAAAGUAUAUGAUGUCAGAUGAUGAAAUACAAAAUGCAAGCGCUCCCUAAGGAUUGGUCAUUUAUACAAUUCUUUUGUAUGCAGAAAGUAUCCUGACGCUUCUCCAGUCGUCUUUUUUAAUGUAUUCUAAAAGGAAAUAAAUUGAAACAGACAGAGAAUGACCAAAGUC